CCUUGGACCCAGUUGCUGACUGUAGUGGCUGCUGGCCUGGGGUGGCACUGUGGUGUCAAGGUUCUGGGACCCGCCCCCAAUUCUUGGGGCAUUUCAUCCGGUCACCAGCACUGACUCGAGCCGGACCUGGAAGCCAUAAAUCCUGACUGAAGGUCGUGUUUCUGAGGCACCUAAGAGAGCAGGAGCUGCACAGACAUCUGCUCCCUGACUUCCAGCGAUGGCAUACCUCAGCAAGUGUCUCUCCUGGAAGAGAAUGAUGGCCCUCUUCUUCCUGCCACUUGUUUUAUCAGGUCUUGCUCCUCUCUCUGAAUACAGAGAUGACAUGCUUAAACUGUCUGCUGCCAGGUUUAGCUGGUCUCAUUUGACCCCUUUGAAGCUCAAGGACAGAUCUGUGGGACUUAGCACAGACAUCAAUGCUCAGGGCAAAGCGUACUUCACCCUGGAAGGUCACAAGUUCAUGAUAGUUGGAGGCUCCAUCCACUAUUUCCGAGUGCCCAGGGAGUAUUGGAAGGACCGCUUGCUGAAGCUUCAGGCCUGUGGAUUCAACACUGUCACCACCUACAUCCCAUGGAACCUCCAUGAACAGGAGAGGGGGACAUUUGACUUCUCUGAGAUACUGGACCUGGAGGCCUAUGUUUCGCUGGCUGCAAGUCUUGGCCUGUGGGUGAUUCUUCGACCAGGGCCGUAUAUCUGUGCUGAGGUUGACCUAGGUGGGUUACCCAGCUGGCUUCUGCGCUACCCUGAGUCACAACUGAGAACAACCAGCCAUGAAUUUCUUGAGGCUGUUGAUAAGUAUUUUGAUCAUCUGAUUCCCAGAAUACUUCCUCUCCAGUACCUCCAUGGUGGCCCUGUUAUUGCUAUCCAAAUAGAGAAUGAAUAUGGUUCAUUUGGUAAGGACAAGGACUACAUGGAAUACAUUAAGGAGGCUAUGCUGAAGAGAGGGAUUGUGGAGCUCCUCUUGACCUCAGAUGAUCAUGAAGGAAUUCAGAUAGGCUCCGUCAAAGGAGCAUUGACUACUAUCAACAUGCAGUCGUUUGUGAGGGAGUCUUUUAUUCAGCUUCAUCAAAUGCAGAGUGAUAAACCCUUUAUGGUUAUGGAAUACUGGACUGGCUGGUAUGACACGUGGGGGAAGAAACACAAUGUUAAAAGUGCAGAUGAAAUUCGAUAUACUGUGUCUAGAUUUAUCAAAUAUGGAAUCUCCUUCAACAUGUAUAUGUUCCACGGCGGAACCAAUUUUGGUUUCAUAAAUGGAGCCCUCCAUUACAGUGAGCACCUAAGUGUUGUGACUAGCUAUGACUAUGAUGCUGUACUGACCGAGGCUGGAGAUUACACAGAAAAGUAUUUCAAGCUUCGGAAACUUUUAGCUUCUGCUUCAGUAGGUUCCCUGCCUCGAUUGCCUCACCCUACUCCCAAGGCUGUGUAUGCCCCUGUGGGUAUAAUAUUCUAUUUGCCAUUGUUUGAUAUCCUACCAUACUUAAAUAAGCCUGUCAUGUUACACACUCCAGUCACCAUGGAGAAUCUUCCAAUAAACAAUAACAGUGGCCAGCCAUUUGGAUUGGUCCUCUAUGAGACUUCCAUCUGUGGUGGAGGCAAUCUUUAUGCUUCAGUUCAUGAUUCAGCACAGGUGUUUUUGAAUGACACAAGUAUAGGACAUCUGGAUGAGAAUACUUAUGACCUGACUAUUCCUAAAAUUCAGGAUUGUCAACUUCUGAGGAUCCUGGUUGAGAAUCAAGGCCGGAUAAAUUAUUCAUGGAAAAUUCAAAAUGAGCGGAAAGGAUUAGAUGAGGAUGUUACCAUCAAUGGCACUUUGCUAAAGAAUUUCACCAUUUAUUCUCUGGACAUGAAGAUGAGUUUCUUCAAGAGGCUCCGCUCUGCCCCCUGGGAGGUUGCCCCAGAGCAUUAUGUAGGUCCUGCAUUCUACUGGGGGAUCUUGAACGCUGGUUCUUCUCCCAAGGAUACCUUCCUGGACCUAUCAAACUGGCAUUAUGGGUUUGUAUUUGUCAAUGGACGUAAUCUUGGAAGAUAUCAGGACAUUGGGCCUCAGAGAACACUGUACCUUCCUGGCCCCUGGCUUCAUCCAGGAGACAAUGAGAUUGUUGUGUUCGAGAAGAAAAAGAAGGGUUUCUACGUCCAAAGUAAAAACAAACCCCAGCUGCAAUACUAGUACAACACAAGUCUUGGAUUGUUGGAGUUAUCCCAGAAUGUUUCUUCAGGAUACUGAUCACUGCUAAGAUUAUCACAUAAUGUUGCCUGCAGAAAAACACAAAACUAACCUUAAUACUUAGAGAAAUUAUUACCUAUGUUAUACUACCGACUUAAUUCCCAUUUUUAGGCUAUAGUCUUGAAAAUGUGCAAUAAACAAAUUUAUCAGGUUAAAUGCUUAAUACUUAGUAAGUUCUUAUUCUCUGUCUAGAUGCCUCUUUAGAAAGGGACAAAAUAAAAACAAGCUUAACUUCUGCUUCCUCAUUAUCUCUUACUUAGGGAAGAAUAAGCACGCUGACCUUCCAUCAUGGCAUGGUCUUUGAGGUGUGUGUGUGUGUGUGUGUGUGUGUGUGUGUGUGUGUGUGGUCACUGAUCAAUGUAUUUAGGUAUUUACCCAUCAUGUUUGUAUGUAAAGAGAAGCUUUUUCUUUGAGUGACGCCUUCCAGCCAGCCUGGUUCUAGAGCCGCAUCAGUCCCAAA
Molecule: messenger RNA, 2681 nt
Organism: Mesocricetus auratus (golden hamster)
Lineage: Eukaryota; Metazoa; Chordata; Mammalia; Rodentia; Cricetidae
Gene: Glb1l3
Product: galactosidase beta 1 like 3
Exons: 20
Coding region: 218-2164 (648 amino acids)
Biological process (GO): carbohydrate metabolic process
Cellular component (GO): vacuole
Molecular function (GO): beta-galactosidase activity
Source: RefSeq, a predicted model, not a curated record